Messenger RNA from Closterium sp. Naga37s-1, 456 nucleotides. The record is from the annotation of a GenBank genome assembly. NCBI's taxonomy places the organism in Eukaryota, Viridiplantae, Streptophyta, Zygnematophyceae, Desmidiales, Closteriaceae.
AUGAGAGCAAUGCCAACAGGACCAGGGGUGGCACAGGAGGGAAGGGAUGGUGAGGAGGGGAUGGAGGAGGGGAUACAGCAAGGCAUGGAGCAUGGGGAUCAUGACGGGGAAGGUGCCACCAGUUACCAUGCCAGCCAUCCUGCAGCUGCAGCGUUAGCCGUGGGAGUGCCUUCAGCUGCGCCCAGUCAUGCUGCAGUUCCUCUUGCUGCUCCUCCUCCUGCCCCGCUUGCUCCUCCUACUGCCGAACCUUUUUCUGAUCCUCCUGCUGCUACAGCCGUUCGUGCCGCGCCUGCCAUAGUUCCUCGUGCUACGGUCAUUGCUGAUCCAACGUUGUCCUCUCAAGCCCGUCGUGCUGCUUCACAAACUAACCAGCGGUGUGUUUCCGCCUUCCCAGGUAACCUACAGUUUCCAAUGGAAGAGUGGGAGGGAAGGGAAGGUUUUAUGGGCGGGCGAUGA